This is a messenger RNA of Theobroma umbraticum, 2903 nucleotides long. RefSeq names its product CRINKLY4 related 2 (gene CCR2). NCBI's taxonomy places the organism in Eukaryota, Viridiplantae, Streptophyta, Magnoliopsida, Malvales, Malvaceae. Gene Ontology annotation, molecular function: protein kinase activity; protein binding; ATP binding. The record is from RefSeq and is a predicted model, not a curated record. Gene Ontology annotation, biological process: protein phosphorylation.
AUAUCAUUAACAAAUCAGAGAAACUAUAGACUAGAAAAGAAAAGAAAGGAAACGAAAAGAAAAGAAAAUGUUAAACCAGUUACCAGUUGGACAGCUGGCCCAAUGAAUUUUAAAUUUCAGUUAAACAUUGAAUUAACUACUUCCCAUAAGUCCAACUCUUCCAAGUUUUGACUUAUAACUAACUGUCUGAAAUCUGAAUCUCACUCACUUUCCAAAAAAAAACCAGUAAAUAAAGAUGGCCUCAAACCGUUCCCAUUCCUCACAAUUUCAACUCCACCAUCAAACUCCUCACUUCACCACAAAACUUCACUUACAAAAGAACCCAAAAACCAAAACACAUGCCACCCCAAAAAUGCUACUUUCUAACACCUAUCUCUUCCCUCCUCAUUUUUCUUUUUCCCUUGCUGUUCAUAACAGCUUCAAGCUAUGGAUCAUUAGGCCCCAUCGCCGCGGCUUUUGGAGAAAAUGGCUUUUUUUGUGCCAUUGAUGCUGGGGGGAAACAAGAGAUCAUUUGUUGGGACAAAUCCAACAAAACUUCUUCAGUUCCCACAUUCAGUUUGGUUCCCCCCAUGGCUUCUCUCUCUGGUGGUGAAGGCUUUCUUUGCGGCAUUUCCUCCAAUAAUUCACAAGCAUUUUGUUGGGAUCCCUUGAAUUUUGGUAUAAAUCUUGUUCCUAAAGCGUAUAGAUAUAACUCUUACUUACAAAUAGCUGCAGGGAAAACUCAUGUUUGUGCUAUUAAAGGUUCUUAUUUGUCAAGUAGUAAUGAUUUUGGUUAUGUUGAUUGUUGGGAAUUUCAUCAAACACUUGAUGAAAACAAUGUUACCAUGGGUUUUGUUAGUGAUCAUUAUGUUAGCAAUAUUGUUGUUAAGAAUAUUGUUUCUGGGGAUGGUUUUAGUUGUGGGGUUGUUAAGGACAGUGGGGUGGUCUUUUGUUGGGGUCCGAAAUCUGGUAACUUGGGAACUUUUAAUGUGUCUGGUGAGUUUGAGGUUUUAGCUUCUGGGAAAAGUUCAGUUUGUGGGAUUUCGAAGAUGUCUGGUGAAGUUGAAUGUUGGGGUGAUUCUAGUGAGUUUGGGCUCCCCCCAAACCCCACGCCCCAAAGGCCCGUGCCCGCUGGUGCACAACAUUUUUGCGGCAUUCAAGUAGAUGAUCAUGGAGUGGAAUGCUGGGGAAACAACAUUAAUGCUUCUUCAGUUCCAAAGGUUUCUGGUUUUACGGCUAUUGCUUCAUCUGAUUUUACAACUUGUGGGGUUCGAGAAGUUGAUUUGGUUCUUGAUUGUUGGGGAGUGAAUGAGCAUUCUUUGCCAGAUUAUAGUCCACCUUUGCAGCUAUGUAGCCCUGGUGUAUGUUCUCCAGGGUCAUGUGCUAGUGGAAAGUUUGCUUUCAAUGCAAGCGUCCUUAAUGAGGCAGAGCUGACAAGUUUGUGUGCUCAAAAUGAGUUGAAGAUGUGCUUGCCUUGCGGGACAAAUUGUUCACAGGGCUACUUCCCUUCAAGUAUGUGCAGUGCCAAUGUAGAUAGAAUAUGCACUCCUUGCUCACUUUGCCAGAACAGCUCUUGUUGGGAUGUAUGUGGAGUUCCUUCUUCACCUGGCACUCAGCUACAGGAGCAGCUAGAGAUAAAAAAGGUGGUUAUCAUCAUUGGAUCUUCUGUAUCUGGUUGCUUAUUGAUUUUAGUUGCUUCUUGUGUUUUUCCACGAAUCAUUAAUACCAAAGGUGAAGGAAAAGGUAUAAUUCAGUGCAGUUUUUGCAUAGGCAAACCAGUUGUGGAGGCUGAUCCUGAUCCAAAUCCGCUACCGCCUCUAUCUGUAACUACAUAUAUUGGAGAGACCCAAGUGUAUCGGCUUUCAGAACUGAAAGAUGCUACUCAUGGAUUUAAAGAAUUCAGUGAGCUUGGUCGAGGGAGCUUUGGUUUUGUGUACAAAGCUGUUCUUCCUGACAGUAGGCAAGUAGCAAUCAAGCGAGCUAAUGCUGCUACAAUAAUUCAUACAAACAGCCGGGAUUUUGAAGCAGAGUUAGAAAUACUAUGCAAUGUAAAGCAUAGCAACGUGAACUUAUUGGGUUAUUGUGCUGAAAUGGGAGAAAGAUUACUGGUUUAUGAAUAUAUGCCUCAUGGCACACUUCAUGACCAUCUUCAUGGGGAACUGUCGCCUUUAGGUUGGGACCUGAAGUUGAAGAUUGCAUUGCAGGCUGCAAGAGGACUUGAGUACCUUCAUAAUGAAGCUCCACCCAUUGUUCAUCGAGAUGUGAAGACUUCGAAAAUUCUUUUGGACUCUGAAUGGGGGGCAAGGAUAGCAGAUUUCGGUAUCUUAAGUGCUACAGAGAAGGAUUUAAGUGGAGAUAUGGCCAAUGAUGUUUAUAAUUUUGGCAUUGUUCUGCUAGAGAUAUUAAGUGGGAGGAGAGCUUAUGACAGAGACUUCACACCUCCAGGAAUUGUUGAGUGGGCAUUGCCUCUGAUUAGGCAAGGCAAGGCAGCUGCUACUAUCGAUCGCAAUGUGCCUCUACCAAGAAAUGUAGAACCCUUGCUUAAACUUGCUGAUUUGGCUGAGCUUUCUUUAAGGGAAAAUCCAAGUGAGCGACCUAGCAUGACUAAUCUGGCAAGUUCAUUAGAUCAGAUUGUCAAGUGUGGAUUAAUCUUGUCAUGAAUCUUCAUCCAGGAUUCAACUAAUAUUGUUUGCAUUCUUCUGUAAUUCAUCCUUUUUCAAAUACUUUUUUUUUUUGUUUUUUUUGCUUAUUCUCCAAGUCACAAAGUGAAGGAGAUUGUAACAACUGCAUAUUCCCUUCUUCUCUUUUUCAUCUGAUGAGAGUUAAAGAAGCUAAGCUUCCAAUAUGAUAUUUCUCAGUGCAUAUGAAAACAAGAGUCUCUUUUAGGAAGUUCUAAUUUUUGAUAAAUGCAGAGCUUAAGUUAU